Messenger RNA from Punica granatum (pomegranate), 2755 nucleotides. NCBI's taxonomy places the organism in Eukaryota, Viridiplantae, Streptophyta, Magnoliopsida, Myrtales, Lythraceae. The record is from RefSeq and is a predicted model, not a curated record.
UUUUUAGUAUAAAUAUAGAGGCAGUGCUCGUUCGGGGUUUGAACUUUUUCGUUCGCGUCAGCGGGUUGGCGUUGCUUUCCGAAAGCAAAGCAGGGCUGGGAGGGACCGACGACGACCUCCGAUUCCACCGCUCGUCUCCUCUUCCUCUUCCUCUCCUCUCUCCUCUAGGGUUUCUCCCUCCGCAGUGUCCAGAUCUCCCCGUUCGUUCUUCUUCUGCUGGCCCAUUUAUUCCUUUCGUCCAGGUCCCUUUUCUCUGUAAUUUUGUUGGAGGGCGUGGUGGCGUGGCAUGGCGUGGCGGGGCAGGGCAGGGCAGCCACGGUGGGCACAUUCAUUGAAUUCCUCAUGUGAUUCAGUUUCAUGAUGAUUGAGUUGGCAAUUUCGCUGGUGAGGUUGCUUACCAGCUCAGGCGGUUACGCGCCGUCUCUCUCCGGUUGGCUGGUCACUGGACUAUUAGGAUUUUUCGCUGUCAUAUACGCGUUCCUCAAAUGGCAGAGGAAGACAUCGCUGUAUUGGGUUCAAGCUGCUGCCAAAGCAAAGAAAAAAGUCUGGAAAAGGCUCAAUGUCCCUCUUUCUUAUCAUGUCUGGAUAGAGGACUUUGCUUGCAAUGAGCAGCCGUCCACGUGCUGUGUCUGCCUGACCUCUCUUGUGUCCCCUAAUUCUCUCAGUGUGAAAGUGGCGCCUUGUGCUCCCGUCCACAGGUGUGUCGUUUGUGGCGUCGCGGCUCAUUCUGAUUGUUCUCAGUUUGCUGCAAAAGGCUGCAAAUGUGUAGCUCAAGCUGGUUUCAGCCAUGUGCAGCACCACUGGUCGGAGCGAUGGGUUGACGUGGAUGAAAAUCCAGAAACGUCUUCCUUCUGUUUUUAUUGUGAUGAACCUUGUGGAGUUCCUUUCAUAGACGCUUCUCCCACAUGGCACUGCUUAUGGUGUCAGCGCCUUAUACACAUCAAGUGUCACGCGAAGAUGUCUAUCGAAUCUGGCGAUGUUUGUGAUCUGGGUCCUCUUCGAAGACUUGUCCUUUCCCCACUUUGUGUGAAAGAAGUAGAUGAGGAGACCACUGGAGGUGGGGUGCUAGCGAGGAAAAGGCGCAGCCGUGGUAAAAAUGGUAGCUCAAGAUCUCUUAACGGUAAGCUGCACAAUGGCCCAGAAGCUAAUGCAGCCUUCGGGUUCAUGUUCAAUGGCCUUGUUAGCUUGAAGAAGUCAAGUGCUGACAAGAGUCUUGACCACUUUAUUAGAAAGGAUGGCAAUGUAUUUGUUACAAAAGGAACAUUCGGAAGGUUGACUCAGAAAAAGGGUGACAUUCUCAACUUCGGGCAGCUCAAGAAGUACCAAAUUGUUGAUUUGCGGCCGGAUGUAAGACCGCUGCUAGUUUUCAUCAAUGCCAAAAGCGGAGGACAACUUGGGCACUCCCUUCGAAGGAGAUUGAACAUGCUUUUGAAUCCUGUACAGGUUUUUGCACUUAGUGCUUCCCAGGGGCCUGCGGUUGGUUUAGAGAUGUUCAGAAAUUUGCCAAACUUUAGAGUCUUGGUCUGUGGAGGAGAUGGAACAGUUGCAUGGGUCCUUGAUGCAAUUGAGAAACAAAACUUUGAGUCACCUCCCCCAGUUGCUAUACUUCCUCUUGGCACAGGAAACGAUCUGUCAAGAGUUUUGCAGUGGGGGAGAGGUUUCUCCAGUGGAGACAGUCAAGGAGGCUUGACUACACUCUUGCAUGACAUUAAUCAUGCUGCAAUCACGAUGUUAGACCGCUGGAAAGUGAAUAUUACAGAAGAAAAGCAGGAUGGGGGCCCUCAUAAAGUUCAUUCCAAAUUCAUGAUGAAUUAUUUAGGUAUUGGAUGUGAUGCUAAGGUUGCUUAUGAAUUUCACACGCUUAGAGAGGAAAACCCAGAGAAGUUCUACAAUCGGUUCGUUAACAAGUUACGCUAUGCGAAAGAAGGUGCAAAGGAUAUAAUGGACAGAGCUUGUGCUGAUUUGCCAUGGCAAGUUUGGCUUGAAGUUGAUGGUAAAGAUAUCCCAAUUCCCACGGAUUCUGAGGGUUUGAUCGUCCUCAACAUUGGCAGCUACAUGGGUGGAGUAGAUCUUUGGCAGAACGAAUAUGAGCAUGAUGACGAAUUCAGCCUUCAAUGCAUGCAUGAUCAGAUGCUUGAGGUUGUCUGUGUUUGUGGCGCAUGGCACCUGGGCAAGCUUCAGGUCGGACUAUCACAGGCGAGGAGGUUAGCCCAAGGGAAAGUCAUAAGAAUACAUACAUCCAGUCCUUUUCCUGUCCAAAUAGAUGGGGAACCCUUCAUCCAACAGCCCUGUUGCCUAGAAAUAAAGCAUCAUGGGCAGAUGUUCAUGCUGAGAAGGGCAUUGGAGGAGCCAAGGGGACACGCAGCAGCAAUAAUGACUGAGGUAUUGGCAGAUGCCGAAUGUAAAGGAAUCAUCAACGCCUCUCAGAAGAAAAUCUUACUUCAGCAAGUGGCUGUUAACUUGGCAUAAGUAUCAUGAUCGGGUUUUCCUCUCAUAGCCCAGCUGCUUCUGUAUUGACAUCGCCACACACUAUCAGUUCACUCAUACCUUAGCGAUGUGAUGUUUGCUCAUACCCGCUGCUUCUUUUCUAACCAUUUUUUUUGCUAUUACGAUUACUAAGUCAGAUGCUAACUUUUGUCUAGAAGAGGCUUUUCCUUUCCCCUGUUAAGAGAGAGAGACACAGACGAAAGAGAUUUUGUAACUCUAUUGUACAUUUAGUAAAUGAAUGAACACAUACAGACUCUGUUCCUUGUCC